GGACAAAAUUUGCUAUUCUCUUCAAUUGCCCAUUACAAUACUAGAAAACUCUCCCAUAGCAGUUGUUACAAAAUCCCCAAUUCUCCUUGAGAAACACCAAAGAAAGAUAAAAGACGAUGCAAGUUCCUAUUUUUGCUUCCAUUUCGUCGUCAUGGCUAGAAGUCACUUCUUGCCUUUGGGUGGGCUUUCCUGCUUCAUUUUCUUCACGAGCAUUCAUAAUUCAUUCCAAGAAAGAGAAGUAUGGAAAUGGUGAGCACUGGCUCAAGUUCAUGCAGCCAUCCAGGGACACAGCCAAGUGUAAUUCCAGCCCUUUCACAGAUGUGAAUGAAUGCCUGAAUGCCGCGACUUGCCCUUCGAAAUCCACCUGCAGUAACACCGUGGGAAGCUACUUUUGCACCUGUAAACCCGGAUUUGAGUCAAGCAGCGGGGAACAACAUUUCACUGACAUCGGAGUGACUUGCAAAGAUAAGGAUGAAUGUAAGAACUCCACCUUGUGCCCACCUACAGCCACUUGCAAGAAUGUCCCAGGAAGAUACUUUUGUGUCUGCAAACCUGGAUUUGUGUCAAUGGAUGGGAAGAAUCGGUUUACUGGCCCUGGAACUUGCAGGGCAGAUUCAACGACUCCUUCAGGAAUCAACCCUACUUCCUCUACCCUGAGCCAAGAUACAUUUUCAAGAGACUAUAGCCAACCGGACCAGCGUAUCAGCCAGACGACUUCCUCCGGUUCAAUGAAGAUAAAAGAUGUAUCUGAACAUAGAAAUGCUACAAUUUCUUUACAGGAAAUAGCUAAUUCUAUUGGCCACAUCAACAACAUCAUGACCCAGUCAUCUUUGAAAAACAGAAAAGAAACUGCCCUUUUAGCGACGCAGUAUCUUCACAGAGUCCAGCUGGCGGCGUACGAAUCUGCCCUCAACCAGUCCACAGAGGGGAUACAGAGGGUAGCGUUGCCAUUCGUGGUUAUCAAAACACUGACCAUCAAGAAUGGCUGCAGAACAGAAAAUGAGAUGUUUAAAUUAAAGACUGAAAAGGAGUCGAUGGACAUUGCCUGCACCUCCAUCACUGGAGGAGGAAUGGAGGGUGCCGUGGCCUUUAUUUCUUACAAGUCUAUCGAGUCCUUCUUAGACAGCUCGUUUGUAUCUAAGGAAAACCUAAUUCUCGAUGAAAAGGUGGAUCGCUUUCAGCUGAAUUCCAAGGUGGUCAGCGGCACGACGGGGUGCCGGAAGACCUGCUCCCUGGCCACCCCCGUGAACUUCACUUUUCUGCACACACAGUUGACAGGGGAAAGCAAAAAGCCUCUCUGUGUCUACUGGAAUGACAUCUCAUUGGGCUGGUCUAAUGAAGGAUGCCACGCCAUCUUUUACAACGGAACUCAAACCAUUUGCAGCUGCAGCCACCUGUCCACCUUUGCAAUUCUCAUGGCUUCGGUGGUGCUGACGGAGGAUCCUGUGCUAACUGUGAUCACCUACGUGGGGCUCAGCCUCUCUCUGCUGUGCCUCCUCCUGGCAGCCCUCACCUUCCUCCUGUGCCGGCCCAUCCAGAACACCAGCACCUCCCUGCACCUGCAUCUCUCCAUCUGUCUCUUCCUGGCCCACCUCCUCUUCCUCACAGGCAUCGACCGGACGGAGCCCAAGGUGCUGUGCUCCGUCAUUGCAGGUGGGCUGCACUACCUCUACUUGGCCUCCUUCACCUGGAUGUUUCUCGAAGGUCUCCAUCUCUUCCUCACCGUCAGGAACCUCAAGGUGGUCAACUACACCAGCGCAGGCAGAUUCAAGAAGAGGUUCAUGUACCCUGUUGGCUACGGGAUCCCAGCAGUGAUUGUGGCUGUGUCUGCAGGGGUCAAUCCCCGUGGAUACGGCACACCUUUGCAUUGCUGGAUCAACCUACAAAAAGGAUUUAUCCUGAGUUUCAUAGGACCCAUAUCGGUAGUCAUCCUGAUAAACUUAAUCUUCUAUUUGAUAACCCUAUGGAUUUUGAGAGAUCGACUUUCUUCCCUCAAUAGAGAUGUGUCCAAGAUACAAAGCACAAGGAUGCUGACGUUUAAAGCCAUUGCUCAGCUCUUCCUCUUGGGAUGCUCCUGGUGUCUGGGCUUCUUUCUCGUUGAGCUUAUAGAGGAACCAUUCAGGUCGGUCAUUGCCUAUGCUUUCACCAUCAUCAACGUCCUGCAGGGGGUCUACAUCUUCGUGGUCCACUGCCUCCUCAAUCAGCAGGUGAGAGAGGAGUAUGCCAAGUGGUUUAGGAUGAUGAGUAAAGUGCCCGAAUCCGAUAGCUACGUCCUGUCCAGCUCCACCGCCCACACCCACGUGACAUCCAAUUUUAGGGGGAAAAGAAGCAAUACUUCAGACUGAAAAUUUCAGGCCACUCCGUGUCAUCAUCCCAACCAUCCUGGAGAAAGAAUCAGUCGUGUUACUCAAACAUCCAUGAGAACCGCUUCAUGGUCCAGGAGAAUUGUUGGCAGAACGUAUGCUUUGGUUGAAUGAUAUUUUGUGCCUUGCUUCACUUACAGCCCUUACGUUUUCAAUUAAAGUAUUUUACACGCAAACAUAUAGAUCUUAACACAUACAUUUUGAUGAGUUUUCAAAUGUAUAUACUUGGAUAACUAUCCAUCUUAUCAAGCAAAUCAAGAUAUAGAAUGUUUGCAUCACCCCUGAAAGUUCAAUCGUUUAUCCCAUCUUCCACCCCUGAAGCAGUCACUCUUCUGAUUUUUAUCACAGUAGAUUAGUUUUGCCAAUCCUUUAAGUCCAUAGACAUGGAAAUUCACAGGUAUGUCCUCCUGGUAUCUGCCAUGUUUUGCUCAUCGUGAUUUUUUUUUUUUUUGCAAUUCAUCCAUUUCAUGCAUAUAUUGUUAGUCUGAUCCUUUUAUUUGCUGGGUAGUAUUUCACACUAUUACGUCUUGCGAUUUGUUUAUCUAUUCUCCUGCUCAUGUACAUUUGAGUUAUUUCCAUUUUUUUCUAUCAUAAAU
Camelus dromedarius (Arabian camel) is the source of this 2959-nucleotide messenger RNA. RefSeq names its product adhesion G protein-coupled receptor E3. Gene Ontology annotation, cellular component: plasma membrane. Bases 117 to 2345 code for a protein of 742 amino acids. Gene Ontology annotation, molecular function: calcium ion binding; G protein-coupled receptor activity. Gene Ontology annotation, biological process: adenylate cyclase-activating G protein-coupled receptor signaling pathway; cell surface receptor signaling pathway. The record is from RefSeq and is a predicted model, not a curated record. Lineage: Eukaryota; Metazoa; Chordata; Mammalia; Artiodactyla; Camelidae. The transcript is spliced from 18 exons.